AAGUUUGACGUUGCAAUCACUUUGGCGUGAAAAUGAAGAGGGAUACAGAGACGUGGAACUAUAUGUGAAAAUUGCCUUUCGGUCGAUAGCGACAAGGCUUUGGAAAAAAUCUCCAAGGUUGAAUGCCAAAUUUAGCGCCAACGGGCACGAUCUACAGAUUCGAUCUACAUUUACACCUGAAGCCAAUCUCUGCUCGGAUGUAUUUCAGCAGAAAGCACCUCACGGCCGUCUUCUUCUUGCGCAUGCAGCAGUCUUCGCGUCCAAUCCGAAGGCACAACUACAAGAUGUGCGUGCGUUGGUGUGUCCUCAUCUCUUCGCUUAGUCCCAUACCUUGGGCAUGUCUGUUUUGCUUGUGAUUAACAGCAUCAGGAAGUUGGGUCUCAACUUCAUGGUGCCCAUCAAUAGCUCUCAUUAGCGGCCGGUCCUUGGUCACACCCUGCAGUUCUGGUAUACGAUAUAAUUCGAGCUGUUAUGUCUCGAACAGAGCAGCACGAUGGAAUGAAAGUUGCGGUGCUUUCCAUCAUGCUUCAUCUAGUAUCGACUGGCUUCGAAAGCAAAACACAUGAGCAUCCUGCACGCACCAUUCCUCUUCUUUCGUGUGUGGUGUAUCAAACGAUGCCGACGCGGCGCACAAUCCUACCGUGUCGGAGACCUAGAGCCCCAUCUCCCUUCGAUAGACCUCUAUCCAGGGUUUGGUAACCUUGUCCUUGCCAGUUCCUGUGGCGUUCUUAACGUGCACCCACCCCUCAGGAAUGACGACUCCCAAUCGUAACCUCCUUCAGAGAGGUGUUCAGUUUGGUGUAUUCCUCUAAUGCGAGCGUGCGACGACUGCUGGUACUGAACAUGUCUGCGAUCUUCUCGGGAAAGGUCUCUGACCUCGCGUUCGUGACCGGAUCGCGCUUGAACGCGCUGAAGAUUGAAACUCCAAGUCGUUGUCUGACAGAUGGACGGGUUCGCCAAACGACGUGAUGGAAGUUGCGGGCACACGCCAACAAUUAUCUUCUUUGUUUUUGAUUUUAACCAUAGUGGGCAUCUCAUUGUAGUCUGCGGGGUUCAACCGAGGCCAGUGAUAUUGCAAAUCCAUGAGGUAUUUCGGAACGGGAGGCACCUUCCUGCGUCGUCUCAACUGCAACGACGAGAGCACAUGAACCGGAAGCGUCUCUGUGGGGAGCUUGCGGGGUGCGAUAAGCGACCCUUGUUUCCGAACCUCUUUCUCCGCCCGCCACAUCUGAGGGUGCUUCGCAAAGAGGAGCCCAGCAACCGACGACGGUCAAGAGGAUGCAGGCCACAGCCGACAUAGUGGGCUCUGGCCAGCGGCGCUGCUCGUUGGAAAUGCCCGAGUACUUGUCCCAGGCUGGUUAGGCUUGCGGUCGAAC
Messenger RNA from Spizellomyces punctatus DAOM BR117, 1376 nucleotides. RefSeq lists its product as uncharacterized. The transcript has 2 exons. The coding region runs from base 944 to 1300 and encodes 118 amino acids. NCBI's taxonomy places the organism in Eukaryota, Fungi, Chytridiomycota, Chytridiomycetes, Spizellomycetales, Spizellomycetaceae. The record is from RefSeq and is a predicted model, not a curated record.